AUGAAGCAUGUGGAAAGCCAAAUUGUUCAACGGCCGUAUCAACUGAGCAACCGCCAGUGGUCUCCUGCUGCAAUAAAUGCAAUGAAUUAUUUCCGAAAACCUCUGCUGCAGCGCAACAGUCAGAGCCUCCAAGCUAAAGCUCCAUCACGUUCAGCUCUUCCACCAGUGUUUACCUUUCCUAUAUCCUAUGCUUCUCGAGGAGUUAACAGGCCAAAUCCAAUGGCCCCCUCACAAUCCCCAGCAUAUCCUUCUUUUCCACCUCAGCCUGCUUCUCCAUCCUCUCCUACAAUUCUCCUUCUUCCACCUAAAAAAAAAACAAGAACAGCCAUUUCAUCUGCUGUUGCUCAGCCAUUUCCUGCUUACCUGCCUUCUGUAAAGCAGACUGCUAUAAACAGUCAAACUUCUUCUAGUAGUGCACCAGUACCCCAGCCUGUUUAUAUUUUUCCACCACCUGCUGCAGCACCUGCACCAUCCAUACCAGCAUCAUCAUCGAUACCCCUGGCACCAUCUGCCACAGUAUCCCUGCCAGCACCAGCACCUGCACCCCCAGCAUCAUUUUUCAUAUUUCCACCUCCAGCAGCAGGACGUUCUGCUCGUACCCGAACCUCCUCACCACCUCAGCACAGUGCUUCUCGUGGAUCUUCUCGAUCAGUUCCUAUGGUACCACCUGUAUUCAUAUUUCCUCCCCCUUCUCCAAUUGCACAGCCACCUGCUAAACCUUCAUCAUCUCCAGGUUUAAAAUUAAGACCAUCUGCAGGUGCAGCACCUCCUGUAGCUCCUGCUCAAACUUUUAUUCCAGCUGCUCCUCCUGCUCCAUCAAUCUUCAUUUUCCCACCACCUGCAUCACCCCCAGGGCCUUCAACUGUGCCUUUAAUUCCACCAUUUUUACCUGGAGAGAGGGCCCCAAGUCCUGCUCCACCAAUUUUUAUAUUUAAAAAACCACGUUCUCCUGCCCAGCCUGAACCUCCACUUUCUGCCCCAGCUUCCCCUGCACCAGCACCUGCUCCCACUGCUCCAAUCUUCAUAUUUCCUCCUCCUGCUCCCCAGAAAGAAUCUCCUUCACCUGCAUCUCAGCAACCUCCUGCAGCCUUACCUCCAUCAGCACCACAAACUCCUGCUCAUUCACAGCCUAUCUUUAUUUUACCACCCUCACCACCCCCUUCACCUCCACCUUCUCCAGCACCACCCUUUUUCCCUUUCUCACCAUCUCCCGCACCUCCUCAGCCUAUUUUUGUAUUUCCUCCUCCACCACCUCCUCCAGUCUUCCCUCCAUCACCAACUCCUGCUGCAUCUCCAUCUCCUCCUUCCACACCAGCUUCUGCUUCAGGACCACCAAUAUUUAUUUUUCCUCCACCUGCUCCAGCACCACCUUCAGAGAAGCCAACUCAAGAGACAUCAAUGAUGCCUCCAUCCCCUCCAGUUGCUGCUGCACCUCCUUCUAUUCUUAUUUUUCCUCCUCCGGCUCCUCAGCCCCCACCAGCCACACCACCACCUCCUUCUCCAGCAUCUGGACAACGAGGGCCAGGGCAAGAUCAUAAUGGUUUUCCACUACCAGCUCCUGCCCCUGCACCAUCAAUUAUAAUAUUUCCCCCAGCGUCAUCUCCACCUGAAAAAGAGUCUGCUUCCAAACAGCCUGACCAAGUUGCUCCAGCUGCACCUCCUCCCCUACCUCCUGCCCCCAUUUUUAUUUUUCCUCCUGCACCACCACAGUCUCCACCAUCACCCCCUGCCACACCUUCUCCUGCUUCUCCACCAUCACCUGUACCACCAAUACCAGCACCAGCCCCAUCAAUUUUCAUAUUUCCAUCAGAAAAAGAAGCAUCCACAUCUUCUAAACCAUCUCCAGCACCAGAAAAGGCUGAAUCUCAGCCUGCCUCUCCUCCUGCCCCGAUUUUUAUAUUUCCACCACCUGCUGAAAAAGGGCCAUUCCCACCAUAUCCACCACAAGCUGCUCCAUCCCCUCCACCAGUCUUUAUAUUUCCACCACCAGUGUCCCCAAAUGGUCAUUUUCCAGGGGACUCUUCAUCACAACGAAAAGAAGACAUGCAGCCUCCAAGUUCUCCUCCACAGCCAGGUUCAGCACCGUCAAUAUUCAUAUUUCCUCCAUCACCACCAGAAACAAGUCCUGGUUCUGCCCAGCCUCCUCAACAGCCCUCAUUUCCACAACCACCACCUCCUGCACCACCAGCUCCAGCUCCACCAAUAUUUAUAUUCCCACCACCCCCACCAGAAAAAGAAUCUGAUUCUGCACCACCUGCCACCCCCCAGCCAGCACCUGCUUCACAGCCAGCUCCAGCGCCACCACCACAGCCAAUAUUUAUAUUUCCUCCUGCUCCUCCUGAAAAACAGUAUCCUUCUUUACCUGCUACACCAUCUUUCCCACCUUCACCACCACCCAUUCCAUCUUCUCCAAUAUUUAUAUUUCCUUCUACACCAAAAGAAACACCACAAUAUCCUCCAGGUAUCUUACCAGGACAACCACCUCUUUCUCCUGCUACUCUUUCUGGAGCUCCUCCAGCCUCACCACAAUCUAUAUUCAUAUUUCCACCUCCUUCACCUGCCUCAGCAGAAAAGCUUGUACCUUCACCUGCCCCAACAGAAAAACCUGCAGGUACACCUGGCUCAUCUUCUCCAAUACUAAUAUUCCCACCUCCUGUAUUUCCACCUAGACCUCCUGCCCCUCCCUCAUCUUCUGGAGUUCCAAUACCUCCAGUAUUCAUUUUUCCUCCAAAUUCUAGACAACCACCUGAUUCUCCAGCACCACCGGAAAAACCUUCACCUGUUCCAGGUCCACCAAUACUUAUAUUUCCACCAGCCUCGGAUGCCGCUAAACCAGGUGAUAAUUCUGUUUCACCACAGCUACCAAGUCCACCGUCAAUAUUUAUUUUUCCACCAGAGACUGGGCCAUAUCCUGGGGCACAGUAUCCAGCUCCUCCAAUAUCACCAGCUCAAGGACCACCAAUUUUUAUUUUUCCUUCUGAUGGUGGUAUGUCUCCAGCACAAACACCUUCAACCAUGAUGCCUAGAGAUGACAAACCACCUCCUCCUCCACCUCCAUCCCAACCUCCAUCAAUAUUUAUUUUUCCACCAGAGACUGGCCCACAUCCUGGGGCACAAUUUCCACCUCCUGUAAUACCACCGGCUCCAGGACCACCA
Molecule: messenger RNA, 3156 nt
Organism: Erpetoichthys calabaricus (reedfish)
Lineage: Eukaryota; Metazoa; Chordata; Cladistia; Polypteriformes; Polypteridae
Product: basic proline-rich protein-like
Exons: 1
Source: RefSeq, a predicted model, not a curated record